Molecule: messenger RNA, 3588 nt
Organism: Cynocephalus volans (Philippine flying lemur)
Lineage: Eukaryota; Metazoa; Chordata; Mammalia; Dermoptera; Cynocephalidae
Gene: ANLN
Product: anillin, actin binding protein
Exons: 24
Coding region: 49-3444 (1131 amino acids)
Biological process (GO): septin ring organization; mitotic cytokinesis; actomyosin contractile ring assembly
Cellular component (GO): actomyosin contractile ring
Source: RefSeq, a predicted model, not a curated record
GAACCACCGUUUCCAUCGUCUCAUAGUCCACACGCGACGUCUGGGGCGAUGGACCCGUUUACGGAGAAACUGCUUGAGCGAACCCGUGCCAGGCGAGAAAAUCUUCAGAGAAAAAUGGCUGAGAGGCCCACAGCAGCUGCAAGAUCUGCAACUCAUGCUAAGCGAUCCAGAGAACCACUUACUGAAACAAGUAACCAGCAACCUCCAUCUGGUGGUGAAGAGAAAUCUUGUACAAAACCAUCACCAUCAAAAAAACGCUGUUCUGACAACGCUGAAGUAGACGUUUCUAACUUGGAAAAUAAACAACCUGUUGAGUCAGCUCCUGCAAAGUCUUGUUCUCCAAGUCCUGUGUCUCCUCAGGCUCAGUCACAAGAACCAACUACUGUCAGUGAUUCUGUGGCUAUCCCAGCAUCUCUGCUAGGCAUGAGAAGAGAGCUGAACUCAAGAUUGGACACAACUGCAGCCUCCUCAGUUAAAACACGAAUGCAAAAACUUGCAGAGCAACGGCGCCAUUGGGAUAAUAACAGUAUGACAGGUACAGAUUAUAUGGAUGAUGAUAUACCCAAAAGCUCACUCCUCUCACCAAUGCCAGCGGAGGAAAAGGCUGCCUCCCCUCCCAAACUACCUUCUGCAGCUGCCUCAGCAACUCCACUUGGGAGAAGGGGCCGUCUGGCCAACCUUGCUGCAACUAUUUGCUCCUGGGAAGAUGAUGUAAAUUACUCAUCUGCAAAGCAAAACAGUGUACAAGAACAGCCUGGUACCACUUGUUUAUCCAAAUUUUCCUCUGCAAGUGGAGCAUCUGCUAGGAUCAAUAGCAGCAGUGUUAAGCAGGAAGCUACAUGCUGUUCUCAAAGGGAUGGUGAUGCCUCUUUGAAUAAAGCCCCAUCCUCGGGUGCUGCUGAUGCAUCUUUGGUUAAUACCUCAAUUUCCAGCUCUGUGAAAGCUACUUCUUCCCCAGUGAAAUCUUCUACUACGUCUAUCAGUGAUGCUAAAAAUUGUGAGGUACAACAUCCUGAGCUAAAAAAAACUCCUGUUAGUCCUCUGAAAACAGAGGUAUCGAAACCAAUUGUGAAGUCAACUUUAUCCCAGACAGUUCGAUCUAAAGAACCAAAUAGAGAAAUUUGUCUGUGGUCUCAAUCUAAAGACAAAUCUCCAACACCUGGUGCAGGAAUUAAACCUUUUCUGGAACGUUUUGGAGAGCGUUGUCAAGAGCACAGUAAAGAAAGUCCAGCCCGUAGCAUACCACAUAGGACCCCUGUUAUCACUCCAAAUACAAAGGCUAUCCAAGAAAGAUUAUUCAAGCAAAAUACAUCUUCAUCUACUACCCAUUUAGCACAGCAGCUCAAGCAGGAACGUGAAAAAGAACUAGCAUGUCUUCGUGGCCGAUUUGACAAGGGCAAUUUAUGGAGUGCCGAAGAAGGCGAAAACUCAAAAAGCAAACAACUAAAAACCAAAGAGAAAAUACACUGUCAGAACACUCCCCUCAAAAAACAUCAAGUUGUUUCAAAUACCUGCUCACUUCCAGUAACAGAAAAGGUGACAGAAAAUCAGACAUCAGCAAAGACUUCCAGUAUAGAACCUACAGGUUUCACUGAGUGCGAAGUGAUGAAGUCUAGCCCUUUGAAAAUAACAUUGUUUUUAGAAGAGGAUAAGUCCUUAAAAAUAACAUCAGACCCAAAGGUUGAGGAGAAGACUGAAGUGGUACGUGAAAUUGAGAUGAGUGUGGAUAAUGAUGAUGAUAUCAAUAAUUCAAAAGUAAUUAAUGACAUCUUCAGUGAUGUCUUAGAGGAAGUUGAACUAGAUUUGGGAAAGAGCCAAGAGGAGAUGGAUCAAAUGGAAGCAGAAAGCAAUGAAGAACAGGAAGAUGCACUGAAUAUCUCCUCAAUGUCUUUACUUGCUCCACUUGCACAGACAGUUGGUGUGGUAAGUCCAGAGAGUUUAGUUUCCUCACCUAGAGUGGAAUUGAAGGACACCAGCAUAAGUGAUGAAAGUCCAAAGCCAGGAAAAUUCCAAAGAACACGUGUUCCUCGAGCCGAGUCUGGUGAUAGCAUUGGUUCUGAAGAUCGUGAUCUUCUUUAUAGCAUUGAUGCAUAUAGAUCUCAAAGAUUCAAAGAAAUAGAACGUCCGUCAAUAAAGCAGGUGAUUGUUCGGAAGGAAGAUGUUACUUCAAAAUUGGAUGAAAAAAAGAAUGCCUUUCCUUGUCAUGUUAAUAUCAAACAGAAAAUGCAGGAACUCAAUAAUGAAAUAAAUUUGCAGCAGACAGUGAUCUAUCAAGCUAGCCAGGCUCUUAACUGCUGUGUUGAUGAAGAGCAUGGGAAAGGGUCUCUAGAAGAAGCUGAAGCAGAAAGACUUCUUCUAAUUGCAACUGAGAAGAGAACACUUUUGAUUGAUGAGUUGAAUAAAUUGAAGAAUGAAGGGCCUCAGAAGAAGAAGGAUGGUCCCAUAUCUCAAAGUGAAUUUGUCCCAUCCAAAGGAUCAGUUACUUUGUCAGAAAUCCGCUUGCCUCUAAAAGCAGAUUUUGUCUGUAGUAUGGUUCAGAAACCAGACGCAGCAAAUCACUAUCACUUAAUUAUACUAAAAGCAGGAGCUGAAAAUAUGGUAGCCACACCAUUAGCAAGUACCUCAAACUCUCUUAAUGGUGAUGCUCUGACAUUCUCUACUACAUUUACUCUGCAAGAUGUGUCUAAUGACUUUGAAAUAAAUAUUGAAGUUUACAGCUUGGUACAAAAGAAAGAUCCCUCAGGCCCUGAUAAGAAGAAAAAAUCAUACAAGUCCAAGGCUAUUACUCCAAAGCGACUCCUCACAUCUAUAACCACAAAAAGCAAUCUUCCUCCUUCAGUUAUAGCCAGUCCAGGAGGUCUCAAUGCUGUGCGUACCAGCAACUUUGCACUUGUUGGAUCUUACACACUAUCAUUAUCUUCAGUAGGAAACACUAAGUUUGCUCUGGAUAAGGUGCCCUUUUUAUCCCCUUUGGAAGGUCAUAUUUAUUUAAAAAUAAAGUGUCAAGUGAAUUCAAGUGUUGAAGAAAGAGGUUUUCUGACCAUAUUUGAAGAUGUUAGUGGUUUUGGUGCCUGGCAUCGAAGGUGGUGUGUUCUUUCUGGAAACUGUAUCUCUUAUUGGACUUAUCCGGAUGAUGAGAAACGAAAGAACCCCAUAGGAAGGAUAAAUCUGGCCAAUUGUACCAGUCGUCAGAUAGAACCAGCCAACAGAGAAUUUUGUGCAAGACGCAACACUUUUGAAUUAAUUACUGUCCGACCACAAAGAGAAGAUGACCGAGAAACUCUUGUCAGCCAAUGCAGGGACACACUCUGUGUCACCAAGAACUGGCUAUCUGCAGAUACAAGAGAAGAGCGGGAUCUCUGGAUGCAGAAACUCAAUCAGGUUCUUGUUGAUAUUCGCCUCUGGCAACCUGAUGCUUGCUACAAACCUAUUGGAAAGCCUUGAACUAUGGGAAAUGUCCAUGCCACAUAGAGGUUUUGUGAGUUAUGUCAUAAAUAUAUCUUAAGAAAAUACACUUAAAAGCAUUAGAUUUGUUGAUUGCAUUUCAUGCUUUAAAUACGAAAGGGUUGUGCCAAUAUUCACUACAUA